CAGAACAAUUCUUCGCCAGUCAACACUCAGGGACAACGACUGUCCACGCUCAGCUUCUUCGGCUCAGUGUGGGCCGUUCUCGUUUACUUUUCGCUCUCCUGUUACCUUCCCCGGCCGGUCGUUUUACGGUUGCGACCGGCGAUUGCCUAUACAUACGAAAACGACGGCAUUGUUUCUGCUUCUGAAAUGGCAGAGUUUACUUCAUCACAAGGUAGGCAAGGAAAUUUAUACAAAGAAAGGGCAGAACUUACUGUUUCAAAACCAAAGCAGCAAUGGCAGGUGGAGGGACCGAUUAGGAAUUGGUUGGAGCUCCCAUGUGAUGUGAUGGCUAAUAUUCUCUACAGAAUUGGUGCUAUUGAUAUACUUGAGAAUGCUCAGAAAGUUUGCACUACUUGGCGUAAAAUCUGCAAGGGAUCCUGCCAUGUGGAGGGUCAUUCAUAUGAAGACAACUUUCGGACCAAAUGGACCUGCAUGGAAACUGUGUACGCAUGCUGUUGAUGGAAGUCAAGACCAGUUGGUUGAUAUCAGCAUAGUUUAUUUUGCCAAUGAUGAGCUUCUUCAAUAUGUUGCUCAUCGGUCAAGUCAGCUCAAAUGGCUUGAAUUUGUAAGUCGCUAUCGUGGUUUACCUUGGAACUGGACCCAAGCUUUGAGAAAAUUUCCAAUGUUGCAGGAACUUAAUCUCUACAAAAUUAAAAUCUCAGAAGAAGCUAUUGAAACUGCUGGCCAUUGUUGCCCAAUGCUAAAAACAGUGAAAGUGAAUCAAGAAAGUUGUAAGUUUUUUCAUGGAGGCACUGAUGAGAAGUCCUUAAUGUUCCGUAAUGGAACAGCUAAAGCUAUUGGAGAAAACUUACAUGAGUUAAGGCACCUUGAACUCAUUGGAAACAACAUGACAAAUAUUGGGUUGCAGGCAAUUCUAGAUGGUUGUUGUCACCUUGAAUCACUUGACUUGCGUCAGUGCUUGUACAUUGAUCUCAAGGGAGACAUGGGGAAAAAUGUUCAGAAAAUGUUAAAUGUCUAAAGCUACCUGAAGAUUCUCUUGAAGGAUGACUAUACAUUUAUAUAAAUGAUAUUGAUUGCAUUAUAUGUUCUGAUGAUGAUGAUGAUGAUGAUUAUUUUUAUUGAAGAAUCGAGUUAUCGACUUAUCCUUUUGUUGAUUUUGAAGGUUUGGAUUUUUCCCCAACACUUACUUUUUGGAUGACCAGACAAGAUAAUGACAACACGGCCAUCUCUAUGCUAGCUGCACCUCUAAGUAGAGAUGGAUCAUUUUGAUUUCUAUUCUCAAAGUUGUGUAAGGACUAAAGAUGUUAUCUUGAUUUGUUGGUUUAUGAAAUAUUUUUUGGGUUACUUGUAUCUUAAAUUAUGCUUGAAAAACCUAAUUACUCAAUUGACGGGUAUUUUUACGUGACAUAUAUAUGUUGAAGUGCUGAUGUUUGUUUUUGUU
Molecule: messenger RNA, 1441 nt
Organism: Lactuca virosa
Lineage: Eukaryota; Viridiplantae; Streptophyta; Magnoliopsida; Asterales; Asteraceae
Source: the annotation of a GenBank genome assembly